GCUCGAUUGGUAGACCUGCUUUGUUUUAGUUAGGUUUUCAUUUUGAGGUUAUGUGUUGCUUAACUGUUAUUACACUGAUCUGAAAAUCACUUAAUUAUUAAAGUUUAUAGAUAAUAGGUAUUCAAUAUGGUUAGUGAGACGGAUUCCGAGAGUGACCAAGAAAAUGAAGUAGUAGUUGGGAGGAAACGUGUAAAAAGAGAAUCAGAAUGGAAAAGAAAUACUAAGAGAGUGUCAAGGUGCAAGGGAUUGGAGUAUGAAGAUUAUAAAGGGAGGAUAGUUCCAGCUAAAACAACAGGGCCUCCAUGCAACUGCAAGAGAUUUAAAUGCUUUGAUGGAUUGACUGAACUUGACCAAAUCAACAUAUUGCAACGCCUUCUUGACCUUCCAUCAAAAAAUGAUCAGGACCUGUACAUCCAGAACUUGAUUGAAAUUCAUGACGUCAAGAAAAGACGUCCAAGGAAAGGAGAAGACGCACGCAAUGUUGACAAAAUGUAUACAUACUUUCUCCUGGUUGGUAACCAAAGGACGCAGGUAUGUUACAAAGCUUUUUUGUCUCUGUUAUCAAUAAGCGACAAACGAGUUAAACGGUUGAGAGCCCUUGCCAAGGAAGGAAAAAACCCUAUUGAUAAAAGAGGAAAGUCUCAGAGCGCAAACACUUUGAGUAUUGAAAAACAACAAAUCAUUAGGGACCAUAUUGAAAGUUACCCAACUAAACUUAGUCAUUAUUCUGGGAAAACUAGAAAAUAUUUAGAUGCUAGACUCUGCACAAACGCCUUAUAUCGUGCAUUGGUCGACAAACAUCCAGGAAUUUGUAGUUCUGCUUACUUUUAUGAGUUUUUUCAAUGA
Molecule: messenger RNA, 846 nt
Organism: Homalodisca vitripennis (glassy-winged sharpshooter)
Lineage: Eukaryota; Metazoa; Arthropoda; Insecta; Hemiptera; Cicadellidae
Exons: 2
Coding region: 127-846 (239 amino acids)
Source: RefSeq, a predicted model, not a curated record